AUGUCACCAACCCCAGUGACUGUUGUCACGGGUUUCCUCGGUUCCGGGAAAACAACCCUCAUCUUGAACCUGAUCCCUCAACUUCCCCAGAGCUACAAGCUUGCACUUCUCAAGAAUGAAUUUGGUGAUCUUGAGAUCGAUUCUCAGCUUGCCUCUUCGUCCGCCAUUUCAGGCGUUCGAGAGUUGCUAAAUGGGUGCAUCUGCUGUAACCUGGUGGGCCAAUUAGGGGACGCUCUAAACACUCUCCGGAGAGAUGUCUCUCCAGACCGAAUCAUUGUCGAGACCUCUGGGAGCGCAUUUCCUGCAACUCUCGCCAUGGAAAUCAACAGAAUAGGGAGAGAAACUGGAGCUUUCGUUCUGGACGGUGUCGUCGUCGUCAUUGAUGUGGAGAAUUGGAAAGGGUACGAUGACACGAGUUAUACGGCCAAGAUGCAGGCACGCUACACCGAUCUAAUUGUGUACAAUAAAUGGGAGUUGGUAGACGAGAGAAAGUUUGAAGACUGUCGUGACCGGGUUGGCGACCUUGAAGUACAGAUAGCGGACGUGAAGUCAGAGAAAGGCAUAGUUGACAAAGAGCUCUUGUUAGGUCUUGACAGCGCGCUAGCCCGAGUAGACGGCGAAUCUCUCAUAAAUCGAGAUGAAACGAAUCAUCAACACGCAAAGGAUCACCAAAGCGAAGUUGAACUCCUGACCAUAACGCUUGGGGCAAAAAGUGAUCACCCUCAGGCGGUCGAUAUUGAUAAAUUAGAAGCCUUCCUCUCCUCUGCUCCAAAAGACGAAGUAUAUCGUAUCAAAGGUCUCAUGUUCGUGAACCGAACUCCUCGUUUAUCAGACAAUUUGUCGUCAAGCAAACCGGAAGACUCCCACCAGAUAUGUAAAUAUGUCCUCAAUUGGGCGUUCUCCAGAUGGACUUUCACGCCGAUUGAAACAGAGGCAAGCAGUCCUGAGAAAACGCCUGGCGCUCGACCCAUAGCUCGUCUGAUCAUGAUAUGUGCACGUUACGAGGCCAACAAAUGGAAGAAGCUGAUUGAAGAAAAGGGUGGUAUCUGUCCUGAAGAUCGAGAUGUAAUGUACGAUCUAGAGAUCAAAAGACUGAUUUAG
Molecule: messenger RNA, 1101 nt
Organism: Bacidia gigantensis
Lineage: Eukaryota; Fungi; Ascomycota; Lecanoromycetes; Lecanorales; Ramalinaceae
Exons: 2
Coding region: 1-1101 (366 amino acids)
Cellular component (GO): cytoplasm
Source: RefSeq, a predicted model, not a curated record